AUGGCUCCAACUCCAGCACCAACAGAACCAGAAGCAGUACAAGGACAAUCGCAACCAAUCUACACCCAAGGCCACUCCGCCCCCGUCCUAGCAUCUCACCUCUCACGCACCGUGUCCAAUUCUGCCGCCUUUCUCCUUCCCUACCUCUACCCCUGCCGCGGUAGCACUAGUUCCACCAGCACCGCUCCCGACGACAGUGUCAGCGCCAGAGCCGAAGUGAGACCCGCAGCCGCCAGCGAGCUGGAAGACACCUUCACCAUCGUCGACCUAGGCUGCGGCCCCGGGACCAUCACCGCCGGGUUCUGCGACUACCUUCCUUCACCAACACCACACCGGAGAAGCAAGGUGAUUGGGAUCGACGCCUCGGCCCAAGUCAUCAAGCAAGCACGACAAAAAUUCCCAGAGAGCGAGUAUCCGAGUCUGUCGUUUGUGGUGGGUGAUAUUUCUGCCGACAGGCUCCCGUUUGAUGACGACUCGGUGGAUGUCGUGUACACGCAUCAGACGUUGUUGCAUGUUUCUAAUCCGGAGCUGGUGCUCAGAGAGGUAUAUCGGAUACUGAAACCUGGGCAUGGCCAUGACAGAGGUGGAAUCCUCGCCAUGCGUGAAGCCGUCGGCAUGACGUUCCAGCCCGAAUCCGCCGGCACAAACCAGUACAUUUCAUGUCUGGACAGAGCGGUGCGCGCCACGGGGGCGUCUGGAUUUCUUGCCGGCCGAAGUCUGCAUUUGUGGGCGACUCGUGCGGGUUUCUCCAGGGACAAAAUGCAAGUCGGGGCGGGGGCGCAGUGCUAUGCCGGUCCCGGUCCGGAUAGCGAGGCGGCAUGGUGGGCUGGGGUGCAUGUCGCGAGACUUGAGGGUGAGAUUGGGGAAAAGUGGCUUGGUAUGCAGGUUGUGGAAACUCAAGAAGAGAUUAAACAGAUGAAGCGUGCGUUGAGGGAAUGGGGAGAUCGAGAUGAUGCUUGGGCUGCGGUGUGGCAGGGCGAAGUUCUUUGUUGGAAAUAG
Molecule: messenger RNA, 999 nt
Organism: Exophiala dermatitidis NIH/UT8656
Lineage: Eukaryota; Fungi; Ascomycota; Eurotiomycetes; Chaetothyriales; Herpotrichiellaceae
Product: ubiE/COQ5 methyltransferase
Exons: 1
Coding region: 1-999 (332 amino acids)
Molecular function (GO): S-adenosylmethionine-dependent methyltransferase activity
Source: RefSeq, a predicted model, not a curated record